AUGCUUUACUUUCACCGCUUCUCAAUUUUCGAUGAUCCUGAUUUUUCUAAUAGAGAUAACAAGAUAAAAAUAUUAGAAGUACAGCAUUCCUUGCAAGAUACCAAAAAAACAAUGGCAGAAAUGCAGCAAUCACUUGAUCAACAAAACAAAAAAUCUUCUGGUUUUCAAACAGCUAUAGAGAAGAAUAAGAAAAGAAUAUCAGAAAUGCUUAUCGAGAAAAAUAUAACUACGUCCUUAUAUUGGAGAUAUGGAAUAAUAUCAAUCAUCUUUUGUUUGAUUAUUGGCCUGUGCUUUCAUAUUUAA
Molecule: messenger RNA, 303 nt
Organism: Meloidogyne enterolobii
Lineage: Eukaryota; Metazoa; Nematoda; Chromadorea; Rhabditida; Meloidogynidae
Source: the annotation of a GenBank genome assembly